AUGUCGGACUUUUCACCAACUCCCAGCAUAUCGCUGGACUAUUCGUCCCUACAUGACGCAUUACCUCCACAUUUCAUCGGACUAAACUCGAUAUCGGAAGCAGAACCUUCAAAAGUUACCGACUUUGUCAAAUCGCACCAGGGCCACACCGUGAUCUCGCGAGUGUUGAUUGCCAACAAUGGUAUCGCCGCAGUGAAGGAGAUCAGAUCAGUAAGGAAAUGGGCCUACGAGACAUUUGGCGACGAACGCGCCAUUCAGUUCACCGUCAUGGCCACACCCGAGGAUCUCGAGGCAAAUGCGGAGUACAUUAGAAUGGCCGACCAAUUUGUCGAAGUUCCCGGUGGCACCAACAACAACAACUAUGCAAAUGUCGAUUUGAUUGUUGAAAUUGCCGAAAACUCCAAUGUCCACGCCGUGUGGGCCGGCUGGGGUCACGCUUCGGAAAACCCCUUGUUGCCCGAGAAAUUGGCUGCGUCUCACAAGAAAAUUGUAUUUAUUGGGCCCCCAGGUUCGGCCAUGAGGUCGUUGGGGGAUAAAAUAUCUUCAACUAUAGUGGCCCAGCAUGCUGACGUGCCCUGCAUACCUUGGUCGGGGACAGGUGUCGACGAAGUCGAAGUCGACAGCGAGACAAACUUGGUUUCCGUUAGCGAGCAUGUCUAUGCCAAGUGUUGUUGCACGGGACCAGAGGAUGGGUUGAUAAAAGCCCGCCAGAUUGGAUUCCCCGUGAUGAUUAAAGCUUCUGAAGGUGGCGGUGGUAAGGGUAUCAGAAAAGUUGAAUCUGAAGAAAAUUUCAUGCAACUAUACCAUCAAGCCGCUAACGAGAUUCCCGGAUCCCCCAUCUUUAUCAUGAAGUUGGCUGGCGAUGCGCGUCAUUUGGAAGUGCAACUCUUGGCGGAUCAGUAUGGUACCAACAUCUCCUUAUUUGGAAGAGAUUGCUCGGUGCAAAGAAGACACCAAAAGAUUAUAGAAGAAGCACCCGUGACUAUUGCCAAAAAGGAGACCUUUACCGAAAUGGAGCAAGCCGCAGUAAGAUUGGGUAAACUUGUCGGGUAUGUCAGUGCCGGUACUGUGGAGUACUUGUACUCGCACUCAGAUGACAAGUUUUACUUUCUCGAGUUGAACCCACGGUUGCAAGUUGAGCACCCAACCACAGAAAUGGUAACGGGGGUCAAUUUGCCAGCUGCCCAGUUACAAAUCGCUAUGGGUAUUCCCAUGCAUAGAAUUAGAGACAUUAGAUUGUUGUACGGGGCUGAUCCACACUCGGCCACCGAGAUUGACUUUGAAUUUAGCACCGAAGACUCACUCGUGAACCAGCGAAGACCAGCUCCCAAGGGCCACUGUACUGCGUGCCGUAUAACCUCGGAAGAUCCCGGUGAAGGCUUCAAACCUAGUGGUGGCUCCUUGCAUGAGUUGAAUUUUAGAUCCUCGUCAAACGUUUGGGGCUACUUUUCCGUUGGUAACCAGUCCUCAAUCCAUUCCUUUUCCGAUUCGCAGUUUGGCCACAUUUUUGCAUUUGGCGAAAAUCGUCAAGCUUCGAGAAAGCAUAUGGUUGUUGCGUUGAAGGAGUUGAGCAUUCGAGGCGAUUUCAGAACCACUGUUGAGUACUUGAUCAAAUUAUUGGAGACUCCCGAAUUCGAGGACAACAAGAUCACAACCGGUUGGUUGGACGAGUUGAUCACCAAGAAAUUGACCGCUGAACGACCCGAGCGAGUUGUUGCGGUUGUUUGUGGUGCCAUUGCCAAGGCUCACAUGCAAGCCGACGAAGAGCGGAAAGACUAUAUUCAAUCAUUAGAGAGGGGACAAGUUCCUCACAAGGAUUUGCUAAGAACCAUCUUCCCCAUUGAUUUCAUUUAUGAAGGCGAGAGGUAUAAAUUUACCGCGACAAAGUCUUCCGACGACAAGUAUACUCUAUUCCUCAAUGGUUCAAGCUGCACUGUUGGUGCUCGCCCCUUGUCUGACGGAGGCUUGUUGUGCGCCUUGGGUGGCAAAUCUCAUGCCGUUUACUGGAAAGAGGAAGCCUCUGCUACAAGGUUAUCUGUUGACGGAAAGACGUGUCUUUUGGAAGUUGAGAACGACCCGACGCAAUUGCGUACGCCAUCGCCAGGUAAAUUGGUUAAAUAUUUGGUUGAGAGUGGAGACCAUGUUAGUGCAGGCGAGCCAUACGCCGAGGUUGAAGUUAUGAAAAUGUGUAUGCCCCUUAUUGCUCAAGAAAAUGGCAUGGUGCAAUUGAUAACCCAGCCAGGCUCCACAGUUAACGCGGGAGACAUUCUUGCCAUACUUGCGUUGGAUGAUCCAAGCAAAGUGAAACACGCCAAACCAUACGAGGGGACUUUACCGCAAAUGGGUGCCCCAAAUGUUCGAGGCUCCAAACCAGCCCACAAGUUUUCUCAAUACUCGACAAUUUUAAGAAACAUCUUGGCUGGGUACGAUAACCAGGUCAUUAUGAACUCCACGUUAAAGAAAAUCGUCGAAGUGUUGAAGAAUAAGGACUUGCCCUAUUCGGAGUGGCAGCAAUCAAUCUCGGCGUUGCAUUCGAGGUUGCCAGCAAAGUUGGAUGAAGCAUUAACCGCAUUGAUAGAAAGAACGCAAUCGAGAAACGCCGAUUUCCCCGCGCGCCAGAUUUUAAAGCAAAUCAGCAAAGUCAUUAUCGAGUCCAAAGAUGAUUUGAUGAAGGAUACGGUUGCUCCAUUAACCGCGAUAGCCACGAGAUACCAAGGUGGGUUGCUUGAACACGAGUACGACUUUUUUGCAUCCUUAAUCAAUGAGUAUUAUGAUGUCGAGUGCUUGUUCUCCGGCGACAAUGUCCGGGAUGAUGCCGUGGUUUUGCAAUUGAGAGACGAAAACAAAACCGACCUCAAAAAAGUUGUCGAUAUCUGCUUGUCGCAUUCUCGAGUAUCUGCCAAAAACAACUUGAUCAUUGCUAUUUUAGAAGAAUACCAGCCGCUUUUGCAAUCCAACUCGAUUGUUGCCUCGUCUAUAAGAGAGUCCUUGAAGAAAUUGGUGCUGUUGGAUUCCCGCAGCUGCUCAAAAGUCGUUUUGAAAGCAAGAGAGAUUUUAAUCCAAUGCUCGCUUCCUUCAAUCAAGGAAAGGUCUGAUCAAUUGGAGCACAUUCUAAGGUCGGCUGUGUUGGAGACCUCAUAUGGAGAAAUGUACGCCAAGCAUCGUGAACCCAAAUUGGACAUUAUUCAAGAAGUGGUGGACUCCAAGCAUACCGUGUUUGACGUUUUAUCUCAGUUUCUUGUUAAUAGUGACGAGUGGGUUGCAAUUGCAGCUGCCGAAGUCUAUGUCCGACGCUCGUAUCGUGCAUACCAAUUGGGCCAAAUACAAUACCACUUCCAUGACCGGUUGCCCAUAAUAGAAUGGAAGUUUACCUUGCCCAAUGUUUCCAACUCGCAGUUCAACAACAAUAUACAACUGCAAUCGACCAUAGAAGAAAGCACUGCUUUGAAGCACGCUGCCUCCGUUUCGGACUUGUCGUUUGUCGUAGAUUCAAGGACGGAGCAUUUGACCAGAAUCGGGGUGCUCGUCCCUUGUCGGCACCUCGAUGACGCCGACGACAUGAUCAGCGCGGCAUUGGAAAAGAUUGAACCCGUCGACGCCAUUUCCUUCCAAGCGGGCGGCGAAGAUCACCCAGAACUAUUAAACGUUUUAAACGUUGUUAUCAACAAUAUUGACGGGUACGCCAGCGAGGAUGAGUGUGUCGCUAGAGCUCAAGAGAUUGUUGAUGAGUACAGCGAUGACUUUUUGGGCGCGGGUAUCCGCCGAGUGUCGUUUGUAUUUGCCCAUGACAUUGGUUCUUAUCCAAAGUACUAUACAUUCACCGGUCCGCUAUACUUGGAGAACAAGGUGAUUAGACAUAUUGAGCCCGCUUUGGCGUUUCAAUUGGAGUUGGGAAGAUUAGCUAAUUUCGAUAUCAAGCCCAUCUUCACCAACAAUAGAAAUAUCCACGUUUACGAAGCAGUGGGCAAGAAUUCCCCGUCCGAUAAGCGAUUUUUUACUAGAGGUAUUAUUAGAACUGGUGUUAUCAAGGACGAUAUCAGCAUCUCGGAGUAUUUGAUUGCCGAAUCGAACCGUUUAAUGAGUGACAUCUUGGACACCAUGGAGGUGAUUGACACUUCCAAUUCGGACUUGAACCAUAUUUUCAUCAAUUUUUCAAACGUUUUCAACGUGCAGCCAGCAGAAGUUGAGGCUGCGUUUGCAUCAUUCUUGGAGAGAUUUGGAAGAAGGUUAUGGAGGCUUCGGGUAACGGGUGCCGAAAUCAGAAUCGUUUGCAUUGACCACGAGGGAAACUCUUUCCCCCUUAGGGCAAUCAUCAACAAUGUCUCUGGGUACGUUGUCAAGUCUGAUCUUUACAUGGAAGUAAAGAAUCCAAAGGGCCAAUGGGUGUUCAAGUCCAUUGGCCAGUUUGGCCCCAUGCAUUUGAGACCAAUUUCCACAGCUUAUCCUGUCAAGGAGUCAUUGCAGCCAAAGCGUUACAAGGCACACAAUAUGGGAACGACCUAUGUCUACGAUUUUCCCGAGUUGUUCCGCCAAGCUACGCUUUCGCAAUGGAAGAAGCACGGCAAGAAAGCGCCAAGGGAUGUCUUUAGCUCGCUGGAGUUGAUUACCGACGAUAAUGGCGGUCUUGCCGCGUUGCUGAGAGAACCGGGCUCCAACAAGAUUGGAAUGGUUGGCUUUUUGGUCAAUGCAAAGACACCGGAGUACCCACGCGGGCGUCAAUUUGUCAUUGUUGCCAACGACAUUACCCACAAGAUUGGAUCGUUUGGACCUGAAGAAGAUACCUAUUUCAACAAGUGCACUGAGUUGGCCAGGAAAUUGGGAAUUCCACGAAUCUAUCUCUCGGCAAACUCGGGAGCCAGAAUCGGUGUUGCCGAAGAGUUGAUCCCCUUGUUCCAAGUUGCUUGGAACGUUGAAGGAGCACCCGAAAAGGGGUUCAGGUACUUGUACUUGAGCCCUGAAGCGAAAAAGGCAUUGGACGAAGAAGGUAAAGGAAACACAGUGAUUACAGAACGAGUAGUAGAGGACGGGGUUGAGCGGUUUGUCAUCAAAACCAUUAUUGGUGCCGAGGACGGCUUGGGUGUGGAGUCUCUUCGAGGCUCGGGACUUAUUGCCGGUGCCACUUCGCGUGCUUACAAGGACAUUUUCACUAUUACCUUGGUAACUUGCAGAUCCGUCGGUAUUGGUGCCUAUUUGGUCAGAUUAGGUCAAAGAGCUAUCCAGAUUGAAGGCCAGCCAAUCAUCUUGACCGGUGCUCCUGCCAUCAACAAGUUGUUGGGAAGAGAAGUGUACUCAUCCAACUUGCAAUUGGGUGGUACCCAGAUUAUGUACAAGAAUGGUGUUUCGCAUUUGACGGCGAAUGAUGAUUUGGAAGGUGUUGAAAAAAUCUUAGAGUGGCUCUCGUUUGUGCCCGCAAAGAGAGGAAUGCCCGUGCCAAUACUAGACUCAGAGGACCCUUGGGACAGAGAUGUUGGUUAUUUCCCUCCCAAGCAGGAAGCGUUUGACGUCAGGUGGAUGAUUGAAGGUAAAGAGACCGAUGGCGAGUUUGAAUCAGGAUUAUUUGACAAGGGUUCAUUCCAAGAAACAUUGUCUGGUUGGGCCAAAGGUGUUGUAGUUGGAAGAGCGCGUCUUGGUGGUAUUCCAAUAGGUGUCAUUGCCGUUGAAACUAGAACCAUUGAGAACAAAAUCCCGGCUGACCCUGCCAACCCAGACUCAAAUGAAAACUUGGUUCAAGAAGCAGGACAGGUUUGGUACCCCAAUUCUGCAUUCAAGACAGCUCAAGCCAUCAAUGACUUCAAUAACGGUGAGCAGUUGCCCUUGAUGAUCAUGGCCAACUGGAGAGGCUUCUCUGGUGGCCAAAGAGACAUGUACAAUGAGGUUUUGAAAUAUGGGUCCUUCAUAGUGGAUGCCUUGGUUGACUUUAAGCAGCCAAUCUUUACCUAUAUCCCACCAUUUGGUGAGUUGAGAGGUGGUUCUUGGGUCGUGGUUGACCCAACAAUCAAUGCCGAUAUGAUGGAGAUGUACGCCGACGUCGACUCGCGCGCCGGUGUCUUGGAGCCCGAAGGAAUGGUUGGUAUCAAAUACAGACGCGACAAGUUGUUGGCCACGAUGCGCAGACUAGACUCCACCUACAAGGACCUCAAGGCCAAAUUGAGUGAUCCAAAUAUAUCGUCCGCGGAGCAGUCCAAGAUCACGGCCAAGAUCACCGCUAGGGAAAAGGCAUUGCUUCCAAUUUACACCCAAAUUUCAGUUCAAUUUGCAGACUUGCACGAUAGCUCAGGACGUAUGUUGGCAAAAGGUGUGAUUCGAAAGGAGAUUGAAUGGGUCCAUGCCAGAAGGUUCUUCUUCUGGAGGCUCCGCCGUAGACUAAAUGAAGAAUACGUGUUGAAGUUGAUUGGAGACGAAACUAAAAAGGCCAGCAAGUUGGAGAAAGUUGCUCGACUCAAGAGUUGGAUGUCGCUGUCUGUGGACUACGAAAAUGACCAAGCUGUAAGUGAGUGGAUUGAAGAUCACCAUUCGCAACUUUCCAAGAGAUUAGAUGAGUUGAAAAAAGAGGUUGCCCUUUCGGAAUUGGUCUCUUCCAUGAAAUUGGAUCCAAACAUGGCGUUGGUUGCGUUGAAGGAGUUUGCCGAGGGACUUUCGGGAAAAGACAAAGAGGAGUUGAUGAAGUCGAUCAAGAGAUGA
Lodderomyces beijingensis is the source of this 6681-nucleotide messenger RNA. Lineage: Eukaryota; Fungi; Ascomycota; Pichiomycetes; Serinales; Debaryomycetaceae. The record is from the annotation of a GenBank genome assembly.